This is a messenger RNA of Aplosporella prunicola CBS 121167, 816 nucleotides long. RefSeq lists its product as uncharacterized. NCBI's taxonomy places the organism in Eukaryota, Fungi, Ascomycota, Dothideomycetes, Botryosphaeriales, Aplosporellaceae. The coding region runs from base 1 to 816 and encodes 271 amino acids. The transcript is spliced from 2 exons. The record is from RefSeq and is a predicted model, not a curated record.
AUGUUCGCCCACCUCACCACCGUCCUGGCCAUCGCAGGAGCCGUCUCUGCCGCCUCCUCCACUUCCGCCGCCGCAUCCUCAACCACCUCCUUCAGCAGCGCGGUCAUCUCCUUCCCCUUCGUUGACCCCUUCCACGAAGCGACCUACGUCCCCGACAGCGGGAUAAGCGGGCGCAUCAUCGACGUGCAGUCGUCGCGCACGACGCUGGUCUUCAGCUGCCAGACGACAGCCAAGUCCGUUGACGACUACUUCAACAACAAAGUGGGCGCGCUGUGCGCAGACAAGGACGACGACUCCAAGGAGGUCGAGGUCAUCUACGGCGACGGCUUCUUCGGCAUGCCCAUCAUCCAGAAGCUGGAUAACGCGGGCAAGACGACGGCCCACUUUGACCUCGGCUGCGCCGUCACGGCUUCCCCGGCCAAGAACGACGCUAGCAUCACCGCUAAGAGCGACCCCGUCUGCACCUAUGACCUCAAGGGCAACAAGAACGCCAAGGAAUUCCAGGAGCAGCUGGAGUGCUACCAGGACAAUGUGGCGGGGCCCAUUAGCGCGCAGAUGCAGUCGACCUUGAACACGGCCAGCGUCGACGCCUGCAUCUCCUCCAUCUCCGCGGCCAAGGGCACCCCGACCCAGGCCCUGGUCACACACCCCGCGUCCGCGGUGCGCUACUGGACCGUCACGGUCACGGACGUGCCCACCAACGUCACGCUGGCCGCGUCGCAGACGGCGAAGAACGGCGCUGCGGGCUCGAGCUUUGGCGUUGGCUCUUCGGCGGCGGGCGUGCUGGGGCUGCUGGCUGUUGUUUUGGGGUUGUAA